This is a messenger RNA of Vitis vinifera (wine grape), 540 nucleotides long. RefSeq lists its product as uncharacterized. NCBI's taxonomy places the organism in Eukaryota, Viridiplantae, Streptophyta, Magnoliopsida, Vitales, Vitaceae. The record is from RefSeq and is a predicted model, not a curated record. Bases 1 to 540 code for a protein of 179 amino acids. The transcript has 2 exons.
AUGGACGACAUGGGAGCACCAGCUGGACCAGAGCAUCCAAAGCAGCUAGAGGAGCCAGUCGACAUACCUGCUGACACUCAACCACCUGCCCCUGCAGUGGCCUCUAGUGAGCCUACACCAGAGGUUCCACCCUCUGCUCCUCAGGCCACACCACAGCCUCCCCCUGUUACUCCACCUACAUCAAAGCCAUCUCCUUCAGCUGAGCCAAGGAUAGCUAUACCCAUUAUCGAGUAUAGAGGCCUAUGCCACACUUUCCAGGCAUUGGCCACUUCUCAGAGUAUCCUCACUCAGCAGAUCACAGCCCUUCGUGCUCAUCAGGAGCAGAUUGUUGCCACUCAGGCCCAGCACACUGCCAUCCCGAGGCAGAUUCAGCAUCAUCUUGGCAUUAUAUCAACUCCUGAGCAUGCCAUUCCCAGCCCACUAGAGCCAUCACAGGCCCCUCCUUUCGUUGAUCAGCCUAUGCCUCCUGAGAAGCCUCCUACGGGAGAGGCAAAGGCAGCUGAACCAUCAUCUCCACAGCAUCAUCCACCCACCAUUUAA